CUUACACAUGCCAAGAAUGUGGGAAGAGUUUCACAGAGAAACAAAACCUUGAAAAGCACUUGACGAUACACAUUGAAACAAAGCCUGGACAUUCACAUGAGAAUUCACACUGGAGAAAAGCCUUACUCCUGCCCUGAGUGUGGAAAGAGUUUCAGAGUGAAAAAAUGCCUUGAAAACCACAUCAAAAUUCACACCGGAGAGAAACCUUACAUGUGCCAGGAGUGUGGAAAGAGUUUCACAGAGAAACAAAACCUAGAAAGGCACAUGAGAAUUCACACUGGAGAAAAGCCUUUCGCCUGCCCUGAGUGUGGAAGAAGUUUCAGAGUGAAACAAGAUCUUAAAAUUCAUGUGAGAAUUCACACUGGAGAAAAGCCUUUCUCCUGCCAACAGUGUGGAAAAAGUUUCUCAGAGAACAAGAAACUUGAAAGUCACAUGAGAAUUCACACUGGAGAAAAGCCUUUCGUCUGCUCUCAUUGCGGAAAGAAUUUCAGAGGGAAACAAAACCUUGAAAGCCACAUAAGGCUUCAUACCGGAAACAAGCCUUACACCUGCCCUCAGUGUGGAAAGAGUUAUAACCAACAAAAAAGCCUUGAGAUUCACAUUAGGACUCACACCGGAGAGAAACCUUUCCCUUGUCAUCAGUGUGGAAAGAGUUUCACACAACAAAGUACCCUUAAGGGUCACAUUAGGAUUCACACUGGAGAGAAACCCUUCACUUGCUCUCAGUGUGGAAAGAGUUUUAUAGAGAAAACAAAACUGGAGAGGCACAAGAAAAUUCACUCUGGAGAAAAGCCGUACAUUUGCCAGCACUGUAAAAAGAGUUUUACAUUGAAGCAAAGCCUGGACAUUCACAUGAGGAUUCACACUGGAGAAAAGCUUUACACCUGCCAACAGUGUGGAAAGAGUUUUACAGAGAAACACAAACUUGAAAGGCACAUGAAAAUUCAUACGGGAGAGAAGCCUUACAGAUGCCAACAGUGUGGAAAGUGUUUCAGAGAAAAACAGUGUCUUGACGUUCACACUAGAAUUCACACUGGACAAAACCCUUUCACUUGCUCUCAGUGUGGAAAGAGUUUCAGAUUGAAACAGAAGCUCAUAUCCCACAUGACAGUUCACACUGAAGUGAAGCCUGCACUUGGCAUAGAAAUAGUUUUAUUUACUUUAGAUCAAAUGGAUAUAAAAGAAGAAGACUGCGUCUCUCAGUCUGGGACGCAUAUCACAGAACAAUCGAGCCUAAAGAUUAAAACGGGAGAGACGGCCUUCACCUGCAAACAGUGUGGAGAGAUUUUCACAACAAACCAAAGUCUUGAAAGUCACAAAGUGAUUCACACCGGAGAACAACAUUAUUUUUGUUCAGAGUGUGGAAAGAGUUUCACUCAAAUGCGGUAUCUUAAAAAUCACAUGAAGAUUCACGCUGGAGAUCACCCCUUCACUUGUCCGGAGUGUGAUAAGUGUUUCACAAUGAAACACAGCCUUGAAAGUCACUUAAAAAUUCACACUGGGGAAAAGCCAUUCACCUGCCCUGACUGCGGAAAAAAAUUCAGAUUAAAGCAAAGCCUGGAGGGCCACAUGAGGAUUCACACCGGAGAGAAACCUUACACAUGUCAAAAUUGUGGGAAGAGUUUCAGAGAGAAACAAAUCCUCGACACGCACUUGACGAUUCACACUGGAGAAAAGCCUUACUCCUGCCCUGAGUGUGGAAAGAGUUUCAGAGUAAAAAAGUGCCUUGAAAACCACAUCAAAACUCAUACUGGAGAGAAACCUUACACAUGCCAAGAGUGUGGAAAGAGUUUUGCAAUAAAACAAAACCUAGAAAGGCACAUGAGAAUUCACACUGGAGAAAAGCCUUACUCCUGCCCUGAGUGUGGAAGGAGUUUCAGAGUGAAACAAGAUCUUAAAAUUCAUGUGAGAAUUCACACUGGAGAAAAACCUUUCUCCUGCCAACAGUGUGGAAAAAGCUUCACCGAGAACAAGAAGCUUGAAAGUCACAUGAGAAUUCACACUGGAGAAAAGCCUUUCGUCUGCUCUCAUUGCGGAAAGAAUUUCAGAGGGAAACAAAACCUUGAGAGCCACAUGAGACUUCACACCGGAAGCAAGCCUUACACCUGCCCUCAGUGUGGAAAGAGUUAUAACCAACAAAAAAGCCUUGACAUUCACAUUAGGACUCACACCGGAGAGAAACCUUUUGCUUGCGAUCAGUGUGGAAAGAGUUUUACUCAUCAAAGUAACCUUAAGGGUCACAUUAGGAUUCACACCGGAGAGAAACCUUUUACUUGCCCUCAGUGCGGGAAGAGUUUUAUAGAGAAAACAAAACUGGAGAGGCACAAGAAAAUUCACUCUGGAGAAAAGCCUUACGAUUGCCAGCACUGUAAAAAGAGUUUUACGUUAAAGCAAAGCCUGGACAUUCACAUGAAACUUCAUACCAGAGAGAAACCGUACUCCUGCCAACAGUGUGGAAAGAGUUUCAGAGUGAAACAGAAGCUCGUAUCCCACAUGACAGUUCACACUGAAGAGAAGCCUGCACUUGGCGUGGAAGUAGUUUUAGAAUGAAACAAGGCCUCAAAAGUUACACAAGAACAUUCUGGGGAAGCUGAAACUUCACAUUCCCUGUGCUCAAUGUGGGAUAUGAAUAUAAUUUGCAUGUAUUAAAACAAUUCUA
This is a messenger RNA of Danio rerio (zebrafish), 2659 nucleotides long. The record is from RefSeq and is a predicted model, not a curated record. NCBI's taxonomy places the organism in Eukaryota, Metazoa, Chordata, Actinopteri, Cypriniformes, Danionidae.